AGUAGCUUAGGCCUUCAAACUAAUUAAAAAAGAAAAAGUUAACCUCACUAAAUGACUGGAUGACAUAGACAUACAUAACCUCACUUCUAUGCUUUUAGCCGUGGCUUUUAGCUAAGCUUUUAGCCUCUGUUUUAGCAUACUUUUAGCUUUAGCAGCAGGUUUAAUCCAAGUUUUUACUUUAUCCAAAAGAAAAUAUUUAUGUCUUUCAACGAAAAUGACGACGAUCUUCCACAACUAUCAGCUAAUACAUUUGCAGCUCUAGAAGAAUUCUAUCGAGAACAAGAAGAGCGAGAAACUAAGCAAAAAAAUUUUGAAGCCGAUUCCUCAAAUGGAAAUAUUAUUUUUGAUGAAGACUGGUUAAGUCAGUUUUGGUAUGAUGAUAAAACAAUUGAAGGUCUAGUAGCUUUAACAUUGAACAUUAUUGGUCCUAAUGGAAAAAUUGCCCUAGUUUCUUGCCCUACUCUUUAUAAAAAGAUGAAAGAAAGGGCUGGGCCUAAUGCAGAAGUUACUUUAUAUGAAUAUGACCAGAGAUUUGCAACUUUUGGAGAUGAUUUUGUAUUAUAUGAUUACAAAUCUCCUUUGAAUAUACCUAGAAAUAAGAGUAGUUAUUACGAUAUUGUGGUGGCAGAUCCGCCAUUUUUGUCAGAUGAAUGCCUAACCAAGACAGCUGUUACAGUAAAAUUUCUCACAAAAGAAAAAAUUAUAUUAUGUACAGGGGCUAUUAUGGCUGAUUUAGCACAGAGACUACUAGAUUUGAAAAAAACCCAAUUUGAACCAAAACACAAGAAUAAUUUAGCAAAUGAGUUCUGCUGUUUCACCAACUUCAGUAUAGAUGAAUAUUUAUGAGGGAUCAAAUAAAUGAAAUACAGUAAAUAUUUUUUUGGAACGUAUGUAUUGUUAAAAGUGAUAUGUUCAUAUGAAAUGUUGACAAUUUAACUUCACAAAAAAUGAAAACUAAAAAUUCUUUGAAUGUUUGGUGUUUUUUAGUUGUUGAAACCAAAAUAUUUGGUCCCAUCUAACUUAAUAUUGAGUUGUUUUUUUCUAUAACUCAAUAAUUAUUGCUAUUUGCUAAACAUUUAUCAUGCAAAGUGCUUUUAUUAAAACGAACUGUAAUUGUGUAAUGGGGAAUUUCUAUUUUUUGUUGUAUCUUGAGAGUUGUCAUUUUUUAAUUUAUUCCAACAGGAACUGUAUAAAAAUUCAUACAGUAAGGUAAAGUAUAGGUAUAUAUUUUAUAUUUAAUUUAUAACAUGUAAAAUAUAAUAAAUAUGAAAAUUUUGGAA
Sitophilus oryzae (rice weevil) is the source of this 1280-nucleotide messenger RNA. RefSeq names its product EEF1A lysine methyltransferase 1. Gene Ontology annotation, molecular function: nucleic acid binding; protein-lysine N-methyltransferase activity. Lineage: Eukaryota; Metazoa; Arthropoda; Insecta; Coleoptera; Curculionidae. The coding region runs from base 199 to 846 and encodes 215 amino acids. The transcript has 4 exons. Gene Ontology annotation, biological process: methylation. The record is from RefSeq and is a predicted model, not a curated record.